AUGCAUCUCAUUUUGACUUUUCAUAUCUUGAACUUUUUAAUACAAAACACGUGCCUUUACGAAAUUCUACGAAGUGAUUCGAGUCUCGAGACUGUCGAUUAUUACGACAACAUUGAUAGAAAUGACACGAGAAGGACUAAACGUGAAUUAGUCGACGAGAAUGGAUUUACGGUAUAUAACAUUGGCGUAUUGAUGGCUUCGCGCCUCAAUAGUCCCUUUGAUUUGGAACGAUGUGGACCAGCAGUCGAUUUGGGCAUUGAAGAAAUUAACAAAAAAUUUUUAAAACAUCACAAAAUUCGCUUGAGAAAAGUGCAGGAAAGCUACCCAACGUGUUCUGGCGAAAUCGCACCAGGCGUCGCCGCUGACAUGCAUUUCAAGUACGACGUCAUCGCUUAUAUCGGACCUGCUUGUGCUUUUGCUCUCGAACCUGUAGCGCAAUUAGCCUCCUACUGGAACACUCCAAUAAUCACAGGAAUGGGAGAUCAGCCACCAUCGGAAUCUGUUGCUGUCACUCCAGGUCUCCUCGGGAGUAUGCAACGGUACAACAGUUCAGACAAAUCCGGGAUUUUCAAAGACAAAUCCAAAAAUUCAACACUUACGCGGAUGUCGUACUGCCAAUGUCGCCUCAAAUCAGUGUUUGCGCGGAUUUUUCAGGAGUUUGGAUGGAAAAAUGUCGCCUUGCUCAUCGACAGGUCGGAUCUCUUCUCGUUGACCGUUGGAAAGAAUCUCGAAUAUGGACUGAAACAAGAGGGCAUAAUAACGUUCGUACGUGAACUGAAUGGCAACGAGGACGAGCCAAGUUACGAUAAAUAUCUCCUGGAUGCGCAAAUGUAUGCCCGAGUCAUAAUUUUGUCGGUACGUGGCAUGCUGGUGCGAAAAUUCAUGUUGAGUGCAUAUUUUUUGGGCAUGACGAAGGGAGAUUAUGUCUUUUUGGAUGUGGAAAUUUUUCAGAGUGCAUAUUGGGCGGAUCAUGAUUGGGACAUGGGCGACGAGUCAGAUUCGAUUGCACGGAAGGCAUACGAGUCACUUUUGCGAGUUUCGUUGCUGCAGCCGACGAGUUCGCGUUAUCAGGGCUUCUCAGAUCUUGUGAGAGCGAGGGCAAUGCAAGACUACAACUACACAUUUCUCGAAGGGGAGGAAGUUAAUUUCUUCAUUGGAGCAUUUUAUGACGGCGUUUACUUGCUUGGGAUUGCGCUGAAUGAAACUUUGACGGAAAUUGGGCGAGAAGGGCUUCGAGAUGGUCUGGCAAUCACGAAACGGAUGUGGAAUCGGGAUUUUCGAGGAAUUACGGGACAUGUGAGGAUUGACAGUAACGGAGAUCGGGAUGCGGAUUACGCGAUUAUGGAUUUGGAUCCUAUCACGGGGCGAUUUGAGGUUGUUGCGCAUUAUAAUGGACUGAAUCGGACUUACCUUCCCGUUGCUGGAAAGAAAAUUCAUUGGCCCGGCGCAAGUGACAAUCCUCCAGCUAAUAUGCCCAAAUGUGGCUUCCUCGGAAACUCUCCAGAGUGUCAGCAAAAAGAGACGAUUAUCUUUUACGGCGUUUUUGCGUUCGGAAUCAUUUCCAUCACCAUUUCUACCGUUACGUACCUUUUGUGCAAGCAGGUGAAGUUAAAUAGCGAUGUCAAUAGUAACGAAUGGCGUAUAAGACCUGAUGAGAUCCUGCUCGAGGUGAACCGAUUAUUUGGUAGCAAGGUCGGCUUACAAAAGUUAAACUACGAGUUUGGUGCGAGUUCGGGACGCGCAAGCAUCGCAAGUUGCGGCAGUCUACCGCCGACGCAGGUUUUUACGACAAUCGGCAUUUACAAGGGCGAUCGCGUAGCCAUUAAGAAAGUGACAAAAAAGAAGGUUGACAUCACAUCGACGUUGUUGUGGGAAAUAAAGCAAGCGAGAGAUGUCAGUCACGAGAAUACCGUGCGAUUUGUGGGAGCAUGCAUUGAUUUGCCACGACCUACUAUCUUGAUUCUCACGGAAUAUUGCCCGAAAGGUAGUUUAAAGGAUGUUCUGGACAACGAGGCAAUUCAAUUAGAUUGGAAUUUUCGCAUGUCUUUGAUUCAUGACAUGGUCAAGGGAAUGGCUUAUCUCCAUAAUAGUGCCAUUGGCGCCCAUGGGAAACUUCGUUCGUGCAAUUGCUUGAUUGAUGGAAGAUUUGUGUUGAAAAUCUCGGAUUUUGGAUUACCGACGUUGACAACGCCCACAACUGAUGUCAUCAAGGAUCAAGUUUAUUAUAAUAAACUUUUAUGGGUCGCUCCCGAACUUUUACAUCACACAACGUUCAUUGGUUCCCCCAAAAGCCAAAAAGGCGAUGUUUACUCAUUCGCCAUCAUCUUAGAAGAGAUCGUCGUUCGUGGAGGUCCUUACGAAGUUGCUCGUCAAACGAACGAUGUUCCCGCCAUCGUUGCUCGAAUCGCUGCCCACGAGUCUCCUCCCUUCCGCCCUUUCAUCGGGCAGCAUGAUUGUCCUCCAGAUUUGGCAGAAUUGAUGGAAAAAUGCUGGGCUGAAGACCAAGAUGAGCGUCCCUCGUUCAGUAGCAUCCGCGAUACUGUUCGUGACAUCAUGAAGGGCUUUUGUGAGAACCUAAUGGACGAUCUCUUGCAUCGCAUGGAACAAUAUGCGAACAAUUUGGAAACUUUGGUCGAGGAAAAAACGGAACAAUUGAGCAUGGAAAAGCGUCGCACCGAAGAACUUUUGUAUCAAGUACUUCCUCGUCCCGUUGCGCAACAACUUUUGGCAGGAGAAAUGGUUGAACCCGAACAAUUUGAGAGUGUCACGAUUUAUUUUAGCGAUAUUGUGGGAUUUACAGCGCUUUGUGCUCAAAGUGGUCCCAUGGAAGUUGUCAAUUUCUUGAAUGAUCUUUACAGCACUUUUGAUCGAAUAAUCGGAUUUUACGACGUUUACAAGGUCGAAACUAUCGGAGAUGCGUAUAUGGUAGUUUCAGGUUUGCCCGAAAGGAAUGGACAUGAUCAUGCCCGUGAAAUCGCAUUGAUGGCUCUCGCGAUUCUCGAAGCGAUCAAAUGUUUCACGAUCAAACACAAACCGGAUUAUCAACUGAAAAUCCGCAUUGGAAUCCACUCGGGAUCUGUUUGUGCCGGCGUUGUAGGCGUAAAAAUGCCUCAUUAUUGCUUAUUUGGAGAUACGGUGAAUACAGCAAGUCGCAUGGAGUCAACAGGUCAACCGUUGAAGAUUCAUGUCUCGGAAGCAGCUAAAAUAAUUUUGGACAAGUUCGGUACGUUCAAGUUGGAGUUGCGAGGAGAAGUUGAUAUCAAAGGGAAAGGAAAGAUGAUCUCGUAUUGGCUCACGGGAACAAGCGAACCAGAUCCAAGACCUCCGACACCGAUGAAGUCAAAUUUGGAGAACGACGUGCCAUUUCCUAUCUUAUUUCCAGCUAUUGGAAAAUAG
Culicoides brevitarsis is the source of this 3396-nucleotide messenger RNA. RefSeq names its product atrial natriuretic peptide receptor 1. Gene Ontology annotation, molecular function: adenylate cyclase activity; peptide receptor activity; protein kinase activity. Gene Ontology annotation, cellular component: plasma membrane. Lineage: Eukaryota; Metazoa; Arthropoda; Insecta; Diptera; Ceratopogonidae. The transcript is spliced from 17 exons. Gene Ontology annotation, biological process: intracellular signal transduction; protein phosphorylation; receptor guanylyl cyclase signaling pathway. The record is from RefSeq and is a predicted model, not a curated record. The coding region runs from base 1 to 3396 and encodes 1131 amino acids.